AAUUGGCGGCAUUUGACACAAGCGACGCAGCAUCAUGGCCUACGUGACCCUCACCAACAUCACCGUGCUGGACAACCCCACGGCAUUCACCAACCCGUUCCAGUUCGAAGUAACGUUCGAAUGCGCGCAUCCGCUAGAAGACGACUUGGAAUGGAAGAUCACAUACGUCGGCAGCGCCGAGGACGAAAGCCGGGACCAAGUGCUGGAAGAAGUGCUUGUGGGGCCAGUCCCUGUAGGUACCAACAAGUUUGUGUUCCAGUCUGAGCCCCCGGACUCGUCGAUCAUCCCCGAAGAAGACAAGGUCGGCGUCACGGUCGUGCUAGUCACGUGUUCAUACAAGUCGCGCGAGUUUGUCCGCGUGGGGUACUACGUGAACAACGACUACACAGAUCCAUUCUUGCUAGAAAACCCGCCCGCCAUCGUCGACAUCCACAAGUUGCAGCGCAACAUUUUGGCAGACAAACCACGUGUCACGCGGUUCCCCAUUGACUGGGCGCCUGGCGCCACAGGUGCACCCGCCACAGCCGAGUUCGACGAAAACAUGAACGCGUCCGACCUGAACGAGAUGGACAUGCUCAACGAAGAAGAGUUAAUAAAGGCAGCCGCGCAACUGGACAGCCUCCAUCCGGACAUUGUGAUCGAGCCUGAAGUGGACGACGACGACGGGAUGGACGAAGGCGAAGAAGACAUCGACAUGGACGUCAACGAAGAAGGCGACGAUGACGACGACGACGUGGACUCGGGCAUCGAGUUCGAAGAAGACUUAUAAAUUUAUCGACUUAAUUGUACCCCAUAUCAUCCCCAUCCUUGUCCUCGUCAUGACGCAUCCCAUCAAAGCAGCGCAAAAACAAUUAAUACAAUUUGUGCCAUACUAUCAAAAC
Molecule: messenger RNA, 881 nt
Organism: Aphanomyces astaci
Lineage: Eukaryota; Oomycota; Saprolegniomycetes; Saprolegniales; Verrucalvaceae
Exons: 1
Coding region: 35-769 (244 amino acids)
Biological process (GO): DNA replication-dependent chromatin assembly; nucleosome disassembly; nucleosome assembly
Cellular component (GO): nucleus
Molecular function (GO): histone binding
Source: RefSeq, a predicted model, not a curated record